Messenger RNA from Geodia barretti, 752 nucleotides. The record is from the annotation of a GenBank genome assembly. NCBI's taxonomy places the organism in Eukaryota, Metazoa, Porifera, Demospongiae, Tetractinellida, Geodiidae.
CGGAUAUCGAUGCCUUCACACAGGUGGCGUGGCCCAGUCGAAGGAGAUAGAUGGACAGACCAAAAGCUAGCGUUGAGAAGCUCAGCAUAUCAAGUGUCGUUGAAGACAUACUGCGGAGCCGGUUGAGUUCAGGCCAGGCCGGCCGUUAUCAACCGGAUGGAGAGAAAGGCGCUCUCUUCUCGUUCUGCCAGGUUUUUCAGAACGAGAGGGAAUUCAGCAAACUUCCCUAUCAUCCAACCAUCUCCAAGUUGCUGCAGCUGAUUCUGAGAGAACGAGUGUGUGAGAGUUGGUUGGUGGAAGAGAAUGAAGUAGAGGGAAGAGAUGGAGGAGAGGGAGAGAGGAGAGAGGAGAGAGAAGGAAGACGGGAUGAGGAUCAUGUGAGAUGUGUCCUAAUGACCCUUCGUCUUCUGAUACGAGACGAUAUCUACCAGGGUUUACUCAGAAAAGAAACAGUUUCACUGGCAGCUCUUGGAAAGUGUUUUGCUGACUAUGCUGAGGCCUACCUCACUGGCUCUCAUCAGAAAAUAAACUCUCUCAAGGAAAUGAGCAACAUAUUCCAGAAGGUGUCAAGCAGUGGUGGUGAGUGUGUAGAGGUGUGUCCGGGGGUCCUGCCGUGGCUAGUGAGACUGUCAGGGACCAGGGACCUCACUCUCACUCAGUGCUGCCUCUGUGCACUCAUCAACAUCUGUAAGAGAGUGGCAGGGGUAGACUUGGUGGCUGCCCUCUCUCCUCUCCCUCCUCUCCUCCACCUC